CGCGCGCCUCUUUUGCAAGCCCUCGGCGGGGAGAGGAGCGGAGCAAUGGCCUUAAGGACUCGGCGGGCGGCCCGCAGCCCUCACCGUCCCCUCCCAUGAGCUGAGCUCCCCGCCGGAGGGAAGGGGGCGAGAAGAGGCGCCGCGGAGGAGGCCAGGCGGAGGAGGGAGCAGCCGGGCGGCGGCGCGAUGCGGUGGUGGCGGCUGCGCUGGCUGUGCUGGUGGUGGGCGCUGGUGUGCAGCGGCGCUCCCGGCCGCGCUUCGCCGCCGCCUGCGCUGCCGCUCUUGCCCGCCGCGGGGGCGCUGCUGCCGGGCAGCCGGAGCAGCAGCAGCAGGGAGCAGCCGGCGUUGCCCACCGCCUCCUCCUCCUCCCCGGGCGGCUUCCUCUACCGGCGCCUCAAGUCCCACGAGAAGCGCGAGAUGCAGAAGGAGAUCCUGUCCGUGCUGGGCUUGCCGCACCGACCCCGGCCCUUGCACGGCUUGCAACCGGCCCAGGCGCCCGUGCCCCGGAGACAGGAGCUGCAGCAGCCCGCGCUGGACAGGCUCAACUCGGCGCCGCUCUUCAUGCUGGAUCUGUACAACGCGCUGCCCAGCGAGGAAGAGGAGGCGGCGGAGGAAGAGGAGGAAGGCCAGGCGGGGGGCGGCCCGCGGGCGCCUCCCAGCACGCAGCCCCUGCCCCGCAAGACGCUCCUGGGCCACCAGCCCCCGCCGGGUGCCGGGGCCCCCGCCCUGGCCAGCGCCCAGGACAGCGCCUUCCUCAACGAGGCCGACAUGGUCAUGAGCUUCGUCAAUCUGGUUGAAUACGACAAGGAGUCCACACCUUACCAUCGACAUCACAAGGAGUUCAAAUUUAAUCUGUCUCAGAUCCCUGAAGGAGAGGCCGUCACCGCUGCUGAGUUCCGAAUCUACAAAGACUGUGUCUAUGGAGGCUUUAAAAACCAAACUUUUCUGAUUGCCCUCUAUCAAGUCUUACAAGAGCAUCAGAACAGAGAUUCCAAUCUGUUUUUGCUGGAUACCAGAGCGGUCUGGGCCUCAGAAGAAGGCUGGCUGGAGUUUGAUAUCACUGCCACCAGUAACAUGUGGGUGAUAAACCCCCAGCAUAACUUGGGACUCCAGAUGAGCGUGGUGAUGAGGGAUGGCCUCAGUGUAAACCCUAGAGAAGCAGGACUAAUAGGCCGAGAUGGCCCUUACGACAAACAGCCUUUCAUGGUGGCUUUUUUCAAAGUGAGCGAGGUUCAUGUGCGAACAGCGAGGUCAGCCACCAGCCCGCACCGGCAGCAGAGUCGGAACCGCUCCACCCAGCCUCAGGAUGUUUCCAGAGCAUCCAGCAGCACAGAUUACAACAGCAGUGACUUAAAAACAGCUUGCAGAAAGCAUGAACUUUACGUUAGCUUCCAGGACCUGGGAUGGCAGGACUGGAUAAUUGCACCAAAGGGCUAUGCAGCAAACUACUGUGAUGGAGAAUGCUCUUUCCCACUUAACGCUCACAUGAAUGCCACCCAUCAUGCCAUUGUACAAACUUUGGUUCAUCUGAUGAAUCCGAAGUAUGUUCCUAAACCCUGCUGUGCUCCAACAAAACUUCACGCAAUAUCGGUCCUUUACUUUGAUGACAAUUCCAAUGUCAUUUUGAAAAAAUACAGGAAUAUGGUGGUAAGAGCAUGCAGGUGCCACUGACCACGCCAAGGCCAAGCCAAUCUGCUGUACUUCAUGACUUUCAUCCAGUGCCUCAAAAGAGAAAACCGAGUACAUCUAGACUAGUAUUGUGCCUUAAGGAGCGAUAAGCGAAACCAUAAAGAACUCCAGUGCUACUUAUUGCCUUCUAAAGCAAAUUGCACAAUGAUGGCUUUUCUGGAUUCAUAACUAAUAAGUACAUUGAGCAUAAAUGGGUAGAGUACGGCUCGUAUUAAUGGAGCAAAUGGUACAGAUGCACAUCUGCCUACUUUGAUCCUCUAUUCAGAUCUUCUUGCUAAAUAAGCACUCGUCUGAUUUUAGAUGAUGGCCACAAGGAGGAGGAGUUUCGAAACACAGGGGAAAGAAAUGUACAAUUCACGAGGAACAGGUGACGCUCUGACCACAUGUAGACAAACAAAGCUGUUCCAAAAAUAACUGGAAAGGCAUGCAAAUUAGAUCACCUGCAUCAGACAAAUUGCUGUGCCUGGAUUUCCUCCUAGAAGUUCAAGCAAAGAAAUUGCUGUUAACAGCAAGCUCAUCCUUUGCCGGAUUGUUAUGUCCAAUGUAAGAACAACUUAACUGGAAAUGCACCUUUAGUGCCUGAUUGUCAAGCAAACGAUUCCUCAUCUUCUGCCUUUUGAGAGGUUUGGUUGUUCACCGGAUCGCAAGAAGCUGUUUAUACACUUUUUCAUAAGUCCACUUCCAUAUUAUUCACUUGCUAAUUCUGAUGACUUUUUACAAAUAAAUCCUGCCGCCACACCUGCUUGCUGUGUGUACACUCACAUGCUUCAAAUGAACAGCAAAGAUGCAUAUUGAACUACUCAAGUGUAAAGUAGACAGCUGCCUAAAUCUUUGCCAUUGCCUAAGGGACACGCUCCAGGCCCUGGUUAAAAGUGAGGAUUCUCAAAACAUCAACUUUGUCUCUGUAACCUGCCUAAGAUGAGAAAGAAAAAAUGGAACAUCUACAAGUAUUAAAAGGCUAUAAAACGGAGGUUGCAAUUCAUUGCUUUCCUGAACAAUAUAGCAACUUUAAAAGUCACAGGCAAAGCUGGGGAAAGUCGGAGGCGAGUUUCGACUGCUGACAGCUGGCUGAAUACUCAGUCCUACCAGCCCAAGUGAAAACACAGACAGAUUCCAAUCUGGUGGAGGGGAGAUCAAUUCAGCCUGUCUUCUGCUCAUACUUUCUAAGUGAGGCCUUUCUAUCUCUAUUCAUUGCUGAAUGGGUUAAUGUAUAUACUCUAUGGUCUUAGACCUAGCUCCACACAAUGGGAAAUUUCCCCAAGACAGAAAUUACAAGAAAAGUGCCCUUCUCCCCUUUGACCACUUCCAUUUUGAAAAGACUUCUUGUAAAUAAAUGAAAAAGUAUAAUUUAUUGCAACUGUCAGAUAUAUUAAUUUUGAUAUAGCAUUUAGCAAGAGGGGUUUUUUUGUAAAAAAAGAUUUUAUUCAGAAAGUAUGUGUGUAAACAAUUGUACCACUUGAUUUUGUACAAGAAAAUCGUGGGUCACAGCUCUGUGUGCUCAUGACAUUGUGCUUCAUUAGAAGGUUUUUUUAAAAAGCCGUCAAGAAUAAAGGCUCCCUUUAAGGCAGAAAUUUA
Molecule: messenger RNA, 3264 nt
Organism: Sphaerodactylus townsendi
Lineage: Eukaryota; Metazoa; Chordata; Lepidosauria; Squamata; Sphaerodactylidae
Gene: BMP6
Product: bone morphogenetic protein 6
Exons: 8
Coding region: 187-1671 (494 amino acids)
Biological process (GO): SMAD protein signal transduction
Cellular component (GO): extracellular region
Molecular function (GO): cytokine activity; growth factor activity
Source: RefSeq, a predicted model, not a curated record